Messenger RNA from Striga hermonthica, 1923 nucleotides. NCBI's taxonomy places the organism in Eukaryota, Viridiplantae, Streptophyta, Magnoliopsida, Lamiales, Orobanchaceae. The record is from the annotation of a GenBank genome assembly.
AUGGAGGACAGCAAGGCCGCGCUGGCCCGGAGAUUGAUCGACGCGGUGAGCGAAAUCUCGUCGAUUUCGGACUACAGGAGCUCCGUGAAGAAGCAGUACACGAAUCUAGCUCGGCGGCUGAAGUUGUUGACCCCAAUGUUCGAAGAGAUUCGCGAUUCCAAGGACACGCUGCCGGAAGACUCUGUUCGUGCACUGGAUUCAUUGGCCGGAGCUCUUGAAUCGGCGAAGGAGCUGCUCCGGUUUGGUAACGAAGGCAGCAAGAUUUAUCUGGUGCUGGAGAGAGAGCAUAUCAUGACUACAUUUCAAGAAGUGACAGCUGCACUAGAGCAAGCUCUAAGUGCCAUUUAUUUUGAUAAACUUGACAUAUCAGAUGAGGUGAAGGAACAGGUCGAGCUUGUCCUUGCUCAGUUCAGAAGAGCCAAGGGAAGGGUUGAUGCCCCAGAUGCCGAGCUGUAUGAGGAUCUUUUGUGGCUGUACAACAAAAAUGCUGAUUCUGCUGAAGAUCCAGCUGUAUUAAGGAGAUUGGUCGAUAAACUACAGCUGGGUGGCAUAGCAGACUUAACUCAAGAAUCGCUAGCUUUGCACGAGAUGGUUGCUGCAACUGGUGGGGACCCAGAAGAGAACAUAGAGAAAAUGUCAAUGCUCUUGAAGAAAAUUAAGGAUUUUGUGCUGACGGUGAAUCCGAAUAUUGAGUCCCCUGCAUCCGAAAAGUCCGGCCCGACAUGCAGCACCAGGAAAGCACCGACAGAGGGAAUUCAGAAAAACCUCGUCAUACCGGAUGAUUUCCGCUGUCCUAUCUCGUUGGAGUUGAUGAACGAUCCCGUCAUUGUCUCAACGGGACAGACGUACGAAAGGUCAUGCAUCGAGAAAUGGCUACAAGCCGGCCACGCGACUUGCCCCAAGACCCAACAAGCCCUAUCGAGCACCUCCCUCACCCCGAACUACGUCCUCCGAAGCCUUAUAGCCCAGUGGUGCGAAGCCAACGGCCUCGACCCCCCUAAGCGCCCGGGCAGCGGCAGCGACGGCCCCGCCGACUCCCGCUCCACCAAACCCUCGUCUUCCUCUUGCUCCCCCGCCGAGCGCACCAAGAUUGGCUCCCUCCUCCUCAAACUCACAUCCGGGGUCCCCGACGACCAGCGCUCGGCCGCCGGCGAGCUCCGCCUCCUCGCCAAACGCAACGCCGACAACCGAGUAGCCAUCGCCGAGGCCGGGGCCAUCCCUCUCCUCGUCCACCUCCUCUCGUCCACCGCAGACCCGCGCACCCAAGAACACGCCGUCACGGCCCUCCUGAACCUCUCGAUUUGCGAGGACAACAAGUCGGCCAUCAUCUCGUCGGGUGCCGUCCCGGGGAUCGUCCACGUACUUCGCAAGGGAAGCCCCGAGGCGCGUGAGAACGCGGCCGCCGCGUUGUUUAGCCUCUCGGUUGUCGACGAGAAUAAAGUCACGAUCGGGGCCUCGGGAGCUAUACCGCCGCUCGUCGCGUUACUCAACGAGGGGACACAACGCGGGAAGAAAGACGCGGCCACGGCGCUAUUCAACCUAUGCAUCUACCAAGGGAACAAAGGGAAGGCCGUUCGGGCGGGAGUGGUCCCGACGCUCGUGAGGCUCAUGACCGAGCCGGGAGGAGGGAUGGUCGACGAGGCGCUAGCGAUACUCGCGAUACUCGCGAGCCACCCGGAGGGUCGGGCGGGGAUCGGGAACGCGGGGGCUUUGCCGGUUUUGGUCGAUGUGGUCGGGGGAGGGUCGCCGAGGAAUCGGGAGAAUGCGGCGGCGGUGCUCGUGCACCUUUGCUCGUCGAGCGAUCAACACCUGACGGAGGCGCGGGAGCUCGGAGUCGUGGGCCCUGUUCGAUGGGGAGCUUGUGAUGAGCGUGGGAGGUGGAAGAUCACCUAUCCCGGCGCGCCCGGUUUCUCUCGAGGGUGA